Pochonia chlamydosporia 170 is the source of this 3000-nucleotide messenger RNA. Its product is annotated as Hsp70 family chaperone. The coding region runs from base 1 to 3000 and encodes 999 amino acids. NCBI's taxonomy places the organism in Eukaryota, Fungi, Ascomycota, Sordariomycetes, Hypocreales, Clavicipitaceae. Gene Ontology annotation, molecular function: ATP-dependent protein folding chaperone; ATP binding. The record is from RefSeq and is a predicted model, not a curated record. Gene Ontology annotation, cellular component: endoplasmic reticulum chaperone complex. Gene Ontology annotation, biological process: cellular response to hypoxia; endoplasmic reticulum unfolded protein response; negative regulation of hypoxia-induced intrinsic apoptotic signaling pathway. The transcript has a single exon.
AUGGCGACGUCAAGGCCGUCGCCACUGAUGAUGCUCCUCGGAGCCCUGUUCUUCUUCUCCGCCAAUGUUUUUGCGGCCGGUGCCGUUCUUGGUGUUGAUCUCGGGACUGAAUAUAUCAAGGCUGCUUUGGUGAAGCCGGGUAUCCCUCUCGAGAUUGUCCUGACGAAAGACUCCCGACGAAAAGAAACCUCCGCAGUCGCAUUCAAACCAUCCAAGAGCGGCCCUACAGCCGGUCAAUUUCCGGAACGAUCCUAUGGCGCGGAUGCCAUGGCCCUCGCGGCUCGCUUCCCCGGCGAAGUCUACCCCAACUUGAAGACACUCCUAGGCCUUCCGAUCGACGAUGCCUCUGUAAAAGAAUAUGCUGCCCGUCAUCCAGCUCUUCAACUGCAAGCUCAUAGCAGCAGAGGCACUCCCGCUUUCAAGACCAAGACAUUGACAGCGGAGGAGGAUGCAUUGUUGGUAGAGGAACUGCUGGCCAUGGAGCUCCAGAGUGUACAGAAGAACGCUGAAGCGGCAGCUGGCGAUGGUUCCUCCGUGCGUUCCAUUGUACUCACAGUUCCUCCCUUCUACACUAUCGAGGAGAAGCGCGCUGUCCAGUUGGCAGCCGAUUUAGCCGGCCUCAAGGUCCUUAGUCUGGUCAGCGACGGUUUGGCCGUCGGCUUAAACUAUGCCACCAGCCGUCAAUUCCCUAACAUCAACGCAGGCGAGAAGCCUGAGUACCACUUGGUCUUCGACAUGGGCGCCGGUUCUACCAGUGCGUCUGUCAUGCGCUUCCAGAGCCGUACCGUCAAGGAUGUUGGAAAGUACAACAAGACUGUCCAAGAGGUUCAGGUCCUUGGCAGCGGUUGGGAUAAGACCCUUGGUGGUGAUUCCCUGAACUACCUGAUUAUGGACGAUAUGGUUUCGCAGUUUGUCGAAUCCAAGGGCGCGCAAAAGAUUUCAGCAACAGUUCAGGGUGUCACUGCCCACGGACGGACAAUGGCUAAACUGGCCAAGGAGGCUGAGCGACUUCGACAUGUUCUUAGCGCCAACCAGAACACUCACGCUAGCUUUGAGGGACUCUACGAGGAAGUCGACUUCAAGUACAAGCUUGCCCGUGCCGACUUUGAGUCCAUGGCCGCGGCUCACGCCGAGAGAAUUGGAGUCGUCAUUAGCGACGCCGUCAAGAUAUCUGGUAUCGAAUUAGGCGAUCUCACUUCCAUCAUUUUACACGGCGGUGCAACUCGCACUCCCUUUGUCCAGAAGGCCCUUGAACAAGCCGCUGGGUCUGCUGAUAAGAUUCGAUCCAAUGUCAACUCCGAUGAAGCUGCCGUUUUUGGUGCUGGCUUCCGUGCCGCAGAGCUGAGCCCUAGCUUCCGAGUCAAGGAGAUCAGAAUCUCUGAGGGCCCCAUGUACGCCACAGGCUUGAAGCGUGCCAGUGGCGAGAAGAGACAACGCCUCUGGACCGCAAUCUCACCCAUGGGUGGCUCUCCCAAGGAGAUGACGUUCAAUGAUCACCAAGACUUUGCUCUUACCUUUUAUCAACAAGUCGGUGACGUUGACAAGAACGUCGCAUCCUUGUCUACCAAGAACCUUACUGCGACAGUAGCUGCCCUGAAGGAGAAAUACCCUUCGUGUGUGGAAUCUGAAAUUGUCUUCAAGCUUGGCGUCAAGUUGCGUACCGAGAACGGAGAAGUUCAGGUUGUUAGGGCUGCUAUGGAGUGCGAGGCUGAGGUGACGGUAAAGGAACGUAUUGUUGAUGGUGUCAAAAACUUGUUUGGUUUCGGAAAGAAGGACCAGAAGCCUCUUCAGGGCGAUGAUAAGAAUACCGAGUCGCAAGAGUCUGAAGGUUCCAAGGAGAUUCUGAAGGAAGAUGCAAAGUCGUCCACCACCUCGACCACAGCGUCCGACUCUACGACAGCGUCCAGCUCUACCGAGUCAGCUGCUCCCAGCGAGGAGGUGAGGGAAGUCAAGCAGAAACAGAUCGUCUCCAUUCCCGUGGAAAUUACAUUGGAAAAGGCCGGUGUCCCUCUUUUGACCAAGACGGAGUUAGCCAAGGUCAAGGACAGACUUAAGGCAUUUGCGGCCUCUGACAAGGCCAGAUUCCAGCGUGAGGAGGCUCUCAACCAGCUUGAAGGUUACACAUACAAAAUUCGCGAUCUCCUAGAGGGAGAGUCUUUUGUCGGCGCGUCCACAGAGAGGGAACGCUCUGAGUUGUCCAAGAAAGCUAGCGAGAUCGGCGACUGGUUAUAUGAAGAUGGAGCUGAGGCUGCCAAGGAAGUUUUCAAGGCUAAGUUGAAGACUCUUCAAGAUAUCGUCGUGCCUAUCCAGAGCAGAAUCCAAGAGGCAGAAAACCGGCCCGAGAGAAUAAAGACUUUGAAGGAUUCUAUAAAGCGAAUUACCGAGUAUGUCGAUUCGAUACACAAGCAAAUCUCGGAAUAUGAGGAGUGGCAAGCCACGUCUGCCUCUGCCAGCGCCAGUGGGUCAUCAACCACAUCUGCCUCGACAGAGAGUGCCACUAGUGAAUUUGACGGCCUGGAGGAUGACGACGCCAAGGACACGAAGAAGAAGAAUGAGCCUGAGGAGCCGGUUGGUCCCAUUCCGCCGCUCUUUAAAAAAGAAGAGCUGAAGGAGCUGGAAACGGUUCUCAAGACUACCAAGGACUGGCUCAUUGAGAUGGAGCCCAAGCAGGAGAAGUUACCCAUCACCGCCAACCCCGUCCUCCUGGUCAAAGACAUCACUGAAAAGAUCAAGAAGCUCGACAAGGUGAGCCUAGAUCUAGCCCUCAAGGGAGCCAAGUCAUUUGGAGGCAAGGCGAAGAAGGCCGCCAAGAACAUCAAGAAGGGCAAGUCAAAGACUGGUGAGGACUUCGAGGACUUCCAGGGCCAGCGUUUCACUAGCGAGCAGCUUGAAGAGAUGUUGGAGAAGAUAAAGGCUAUGGAAAAGGAGAAGAAGCCCGAAAAGGCUGGAAAGGAGAAGGAGAAGACAAAUGGCGACAAGCCAGGCCAUGACGAGCUGUAG